Messenger RNA from Anguilla anguilla (European eel), 3572 nucleotides. It is a transcript of the gene b4galt1l, whose product is annotated as DP-Gal:betaGlcNAc beta 1,4- galactosyltransferase, polypeptide 1, like. Gene Ontology annotation, biological process: carbohydrate metabolic process; protein N-linked glycosylation. Gene Ontology annotation, molecular function: beta-N-acetylglucosaminylglycopeptide beta-1,4-galactosyltransferase activity; cytoskeletal protein binding. The transcript has 6 exons. The record is from RefSeq and is a predicted model, not a curated record. Lineage: Eukaryota; Metazoa; Chordata; Actinopteri; Anguilliformes; Anguillidae. The coding region runs from base 536 to 1618 and encodes 360 amino acids.
GUCUGAUUGAGGUUUGUCGGCUGAUCCUCAAGGUUAAGGCUAGUAGGGAAACGUUUCCAUCAUCCGCAGUUACUUAGUUUUUUAAAUUAUACUCAUUCGUGGACAACUUUAAGAACGCGUGAGGAUCAUAAAAAUCGCUAGCAAGCGUGAUUGAACAUUGGACAGUGAUGUGCGGAGUUGGUAGAUACAGCUAGCUGUGGAGCUAGCUCAUAACUGCAACGUUUUUAAUGUAGAAUAGGCUAUACAGCAGUACGUGUUCUAGUUUUCAAAAGAAACGUUCUUAGCUAACUUUCUUAAGCCAGCUAUAAGGGGCUAGAUGGUGAGAUGCAGGAAUAGUUUUCUUGCUGUUUUCCUAACUUUGUCCAUUUGGAUAGUGUUAAUUAAAUUUGCGCAUUGUUUUAAAGCGAAGUAUAAUGCCAUAGCACAUGAUUUUCUUCGGUACCACAUCUCUAGUAAAAUAGACGCACACUCAGGUGAGUGGGUGCAGACUGCUCUUAACUGGUUGUUCAAUUGAUCGCUGUCUAUAGGGUAGAUAAUGCGCGAUUCAGCUUUGAAUUUUAGUGUCCUUCAUAAAAUAUGCACACUGAUUGUGCUUCUGUGUUUUAUUCACAUUUCGGUUACGAUAUUUUAUUAUGUAAAAUCUUUCGAUUUACGUUCUUCGUUUGUCCAGAAUCAGCAAUCGCGUUCAUUAAAGCAAAGUCAACUUAAGUUCAACACCGUAUUUAGGGAAGCGAGAGAUGACGCUCCAGAAAAAAUUGUUGUUUUUACAUCAAAUGCUGGCAAGGACCCUAAAGAACUAGGAAAAUGCCCCGACCCAUCGCCACUUUUGUUGGGCCCACUGAGGAUUGAGUUCUCCACCCCAGUCAGCCUGGAUGUGGUUAGGGCUGACAACCCCAACCUUCGGGACGGGGGCAGGUAUUGGCCCAGCGACUGCCUGGCCCUCCGGAAGGUAGCCAUCAUUAUUCCCUUCCGCAACCGGGACGAGCACCUCAAAUUCUGGCUCUACUACCUCCACCCCAUCCUGCAGCGUCAACAGCUGGACUACGGCGUCUACAUUAUCAACCAGCACGGGGACGAGGUGUUCAACCGGGCCAAGCUGCUUAACGUGGGCUACAUGGAGGCACUCAAGGACUAUGACUAUGACUGCUUCGUCUUCAGUGACGUUGACCUCAUCCCCAUGGACGACCGCAACAUCUACUCAUGCUUCAGCCAGCCAAGGCAUCUGUCUGUUUCCAUGGACAAGUUUCGCUUCAGACUGCCGUAUAACCAGUACUUUGGAGGGGUGUCGUCCAUGAGCAAGCAGCAGUUCCUCAGAAUCAACGGCUUCCCCAACAACUACUGGGGCUGGGGUGGGGAGGACGACGACAUUUACAACAGGUUGAGCUCCAAGGGGAUGUCCAUCUCGCGCCCGAGCGGUGCCGUCGGAAAGUGCCGGAUGAUCCGUCACGACCGGGACAAGCAGAACGAGCCGAACCCUCAGAGGUUUGACAGGAUCGCUCACACCAGAGAGACGAUGAACCGGGACGGCAUCAACUCGCUUACCUACGAAGUAAUCCGGGUGGAGAAGGACAAGCUGUACACCAAAAUCACGGUGGACGUGGGCAAGCCCUCCGCGUGACCCCACACGCGCGCCGCGGACACUGCAACCCAACGUGCCUUCACACGCGCCGCACGCGAAAGCCGCGGAGGAACUGCCGACAGGCCAAUAAAGAACCCUCACCCCGUCUCGUUACCUUGUUUGCACAGCCGACGAUGAAUUGUACCAGGAUUUGGGCCAUUUGCUCUUUGUCCUCUGCUGGGGGAAGUAGCGCGGAGUUCAGUUUCACAAGGGGCCCAAGGACUCCCCGGCAGACCUGGUUAUGCGGUUUACUCAUGACUGAGAGUUCUCUGUGCCGUUCUGCAGUUCUUCUGAAGGGGAUUUCCCCUUGCGUGAUCCCUUGUCUCAGUGGGACUUCCUGGUGAAAUAACCGCCAGCCAAAACGAUUAUGAAACUCAAAGGGUUUUUGUGUGUCAGUUGAUGGUCAGCCUUGUAUACGUGUGUCUCUCUCCGUUGCGCUACUUGACAACUGUGACGAUCUUCAGGUGGUUGUGUAAGAGGGGGAGUUGCAUAUUGUUUUUAGAGAAGCGCUGCUUUUGAGGAAUGUGUGGGAGAGAGAAAGGAGGACGAGGUGGAGGAAAAAAAACAUUUUUACUGCACAGAGCUGGAACAGUGUGCAUUAGGAUGUGAGGGGAUGGCACCGUUUUGCACAAAAGUACCAGCUGAAUCGAAGCACUGUAGACGACCGAAUCUCAACUUGAGAAUGGGCAGAUUAUCGUUUUUUUUUUUCAUCUUUCCAUAUCAUUUGUCAGUUUGAAGUGACUGGCUGAUCUUAAGCCGAGAGGUCAGAAUGCUAGAGUAUGCUUUAAAACUGUAUCUACCCCUGAGCCAAACCUUCUUGUUGCUUUCAUUGGGAGGUCUUGUGAGAUGGCACAGAGAAGUGUGUGUGUGCGAGUGUUUGUGUGUGUGUAAGUGUGUAGCUGGGACUGCAGCUCAGAGGGUCUCAGCCCUGCGCCAUGGGGUCCAUAAACCCAAAAAUGCAACAAGCCAGGUUUCACCUUCGACCUUUGACCCGUGGAGUGAUUUUAGGAUGUGGGGUGGUCUGAGUCUUAAGAAGGGCUUCACUAAAGGGACCGAAGGAUGAGUAUGCACAGAUAAAUCUAACUCCUGAUUUGCUUUGCUGAUUGUUGAGCUAGUCACUUCGAAGAUUUUUUAUUUUGUUGUGCAGUUGUUUAGAUUUGUGUUGUUUAGGUUUGAAGAUGUAAAACUUUGCAGUGAUUGGGCUAAACUGAAACACCAUUUUAAAAAAAUAAUUUUUAUACUAGUUUUUCUCCUCCUCUUCCUCCUCCGCCUCCCUCCCGUACAGUUUUGGAGACAAGCAUCAUGAACUGGUUAAGGAUUAAAAAAUAAGCCAUUGAUGUCUCCGUUGCCAAAGGUCUGCUGCUCUAUUGUUGACUGUCCUGUCCAUUUCAGAAUGCCUGGUAUUUUUCCACUUACUUUCCUGCUUGGUUUAAAGAAACUUUGGCCUUUGUUUUCUUUCUUUUCACUGCUCAAAAGUUAAAAGAAAGAAGAUACAUUUAAUUACCUGAAGAACUCAGGAAAUUUAAAAGGGAUUUGGUAUGUUCAUGCUAAUUCAUGCAUAUAAAGUGUGUGAGCAUAUCGAUUUGUGUGUCAAAAGCUGUUUAAAGGUUGAUGUUGAAAGGAAAGCCAGCUCUGUGAGCCUCCUGGCGUGUUCUUAAGUGCUUCUCAACAUGGUCGCAAAACGGUGUGCGAAGGACAACGUGCUGUACAGAAUCUUUCGAGGAAACGUCCCAUGGACGUUUUUUUCCCACCCAAAGUGAAUCUGCAUGCGCUUGUGUGAGCUGUCCUUCCAUGAGUUGGCCCUUCUCCCCUAGCGUGUUCACAACUGUGUGUGUGUGUGUGUGUGUGUGUGUGUGUGUGUGUGUGUGUGUGUGUGUGUAAGAGGGACUCAUAGCGGAAAACCUCUGACUGAAACAUUUCCUGAAACCGUUCUUUGGGAAGGUGGCGGCCUUCA